Molecule: messenger RNA, 615 nt
Organism: Carya illinoinensis
Lineage: Eukaryota; Viridiplantae; Streptophyta; Magnoliopsida; Fagales; Juglandaceae
Exons: 2
Coding region: 1-615 (204 amino acids)
Source: RefSeq, a predicted model, not a curated record
AUGGUGGAUUUCUCGAAUUUAAUUUUUGAGUUAGGUUUGAUGGACAUACAUUUAAUGGGAGGUGAAUUUACUUGGUCUAAUAACCUGACGUGGUCAAGAUUGGACAGAUUUCUCAUUUCUCCCUCAUGGAAGCUACAUGACCCAAAUUUAAGCCGGAAAAGGCUCCCGAGGAUAUGCUCUGAUCACUUUCCUGUAAUGUUAGAUUGUGGUGGUAUUCAAGGGGGCAAUCUGAGCAACAUAUUGGCCUACAAGCUGAAAGCAUUGAAGAAGAAUUUGAAUAUAUGGAAUGAACAGAUAUUUGGAGAUGUAACGUCACAGAAGAAGAGCUUAUUUCAAGAAUUACAAAGCUUGGAGGGUGUAGGGGAUGAGAACAACCGAAAAGAUCAAGUAGUUUCUGAACUUGAACGAUUGACCCUUAUGGAGGAGAUCUCAUGGAGGCAAAAGUCAAGGGCUUUGUGGCUUUGGGAGGGGGAUAAAUGCACAAAAUUUUUUCACCAAGUCGCGAAUGCACAUAGGCGGUUUUAUUCCAUUGAGUCCAUGAACAUAGAUGGUGGUGCUUCCUCCGAUCAAGUUGUGAUAAAGGAGCACGUGGCUGGCCAUUUUGAACAUUUGUAG